This is a messenger RNA of Thermochaetoides thermophila DSM 1495, 1641 nucleotides long. RefSeq lists its product as uncharacterized. Bases 1 to 1641 code for a protein of 546 amino acids. The transcript has 2 exons. The record is from RefSeq and is a predicted model, not a curated record. NCBI's taxonomy places the organism in Eukaryota, Fungi, Ascomycota, Sordariomycetes, Sordariales, Chaetomiaceae.
AUGCAGGCGGCUGCCCCUUUCUUGUCGGGUCUCUUUAGCGGGGGCUCCAACAACAGCACAAACGGCAACAACACAACUACCGCAGGUAGAGACAGAGAGAGCAGAGAGGACAAGGACACUACCGCCAGCAGCAGUACCGUCAGCACCGUCAGCACUUGCCCCAGUACCAGCACUAAGAGCACGCACGAGAGCGCCCCAUCGAGCAUUCCGUCGUCGCCCACGUCCAGAUCGCCUGUGCGGUCGCGACCUCCGACAAGCUCGGACCAGGACAACUUCUCCCACCUCAACCGCAUCGCCAGCACAACCACAACAAACACCGUCCUGACUAGCCCUCCCGGGCGCCCACUCAAUCCUCUCAGCGCCCUCAGUUCGUUGACCAGCCUUAUCUCUCGUGACCGAGAAAGAGACAAAGACCGCAAGACUUUCAACCGCAAACCCUCGCUGCACUUUACCCGCCGCAGAGCCAGCUCGCGCUCCUCAUCCCCAUCGAGCCCCGUCACCCAGGCACCUGGACAACCGCCCCUCCCUUCGAUUCAGCUCGCCGGAGACGGCCAGACUACCUCGGUCUCUGGCCCCGAGUCGAUCCAGCAGCAGCAAGGAGGCACUGCCCCAGCCGAGGGCCUCUCCAAGAUGCUUAGCCGCGGCGCGGUCACUCCCAUCUCGGGGUACCCCAUCCAGGGGCCUGCGACAGCAAUGCUUAUGAGCAGUGCUACUGCGCAGCAGAAUGAACUCGCUGUGCUGCAUCAGCAUAUUCAGGAGACGGUGAACAAGAGGAUAUCGACAUUGGAUUACCUGCGCAAGGCUCACGAAGGCCACAUCUACUGGUUCAACACGCUCCUGUUCGACAAGCCUGACCUUCAACGCAUGCCCUACUUCGACAGCCGCAAACUGGCACGCCGCGCAACCAAUUACCUCUUGCUUGGCAUCUCCCUGCCUGCCGUCAUCGACCUCAACUCCAACCAUCCCGUCGAUUUCCUGCGCAGCCUGAACCAUCUCCUAACCGAAUUUGACUCCUUCCAACAAAACCACUCAGAAACAGGCCAACCCCCCUCCACCCUCGCUCGUGCCCGUCUCCCGCAAAUGUUUCGCCGCGCCGCUGCCCCCGUCUCAAAAGGUCGCCGCAGUAGUUCUGCCGCCGGCCGCGAUACGGGAGAUUCCCUUUCCGGAGGCAUGUCUGCCCUAGAACUAGUCGACUCCAACACGGGUACGGUCGCCUCCGGCACAAGCGCAUCCGCAACCAGCUCAGCAACCGGCACAGCCCCUGGCUCCGCUGGCCCAACCGCCGAAACAGCCGGCGUCAUGGCCUUCUCUUCCCCGGCAGCCCACGACUCGCUAGACCUCCUCCCCGGCGAGGAGUACACUCACCUUUUGACGCCGACACUGCCCUUCGACCCUGACUUUUUCGAGACCUUUGCUACGCUGUGCGACGUGCUGAUUGAUACGUACAAUCGGCUACUGGCGCUGGUGCCGACGCCGCAGGCGUGUAGUGGGCCCGUGGGGGAGCUGUUUGCCAAGGCCGAUUCGAAGGUUAGGAAGUUGCUUGUGCAGGGGGUUAUUAAGGAGUUCGAGGAGACAAGUCGGGCGGGAGCCAGGGCAGAGGUUGCGGGGAUUGGGAGGGUUGUUUUGAGUGGGUUGAUGUGA